Pocillopora verrucosa is the source of this 1833-nucleotide messenger RNA. The record is from RefSeq and is a predicted model, not a curated record. Lineage: Eukaryota; Metazoa; Cnidaria; Anthozoa; Scleractinia; Pocilloporidae.
AUGGUGGCCCCUUCAAGAAUUCUUCUCUCUAAGUGUUUCGAGUUCCGUAGAGAAGGUGAAUUUAUCGACAUUCGCUUAAAAGUGGGUGAUACACUUUUCCCAGCUCACCGAGUUGUACUCGCUUCGUAUAGCGAUUAUUUCCACUCCAUAUUUACUGAUGGGAAGGAAGCGAACCAGGAAGUGAUCGAAAUGAAAGACAAAAGCAUUUCACCGGAGAUAUUCAAGAUCGUUAUGGACUCCAUCUACAGUGGUGAACUUCAUGUCAACCAGAAGAGCGUAUUUGAGGUUCUUCUCGCUGCUAGUCAGCUUCAAAUCGCAAGUGUUGUUCAACUGUGUUGUGAUUUCGUAAAGAAGGAAUUCAUAGAAAACAGAAUUGACCUGGAGAUCUACUCCGUGCUGUGUACAAUCGCCGAAAGACUCGGUCUGAGAGAUCUGCAAGAGGCAGCAGAAGCCAAGAUGGCAUCCAUGUACAAAGAUGUUUGCGAAAGUAAAGAAUUCCUAAGUCACAUCAAUGGAGAUCAACUACUCAGCCUUCUUGGUCGAGAUGACCUCAAUUCACCCUCUGAAGCUUUCGUCUUCAAAUCAGUGAUGAAGUGGAUCAAAUACAAAGGAGAAGAGAGGAUGCCAGUCGCUGGAAAAGUUAUCGGAGCUGUUCGCCUGGGGCUGGUAGACGUUAAGAUUGUGAUUGAAGAGUUAAAAACAAAAGAAAUGCAGCGAUUUCCAGAGAUAAACAUGCAUCUGCAAGAAUCCAUGAUGCAUCACAUCAUGCCUUCUCAUGAGUUUGCCGCUGAAAAAGUUAAACCUCGAUCAAUGAGUUUGGUGCUCGUUGCCAUUCAUCCUGUGCGCUGUACUUCAAUAUUUCCCGAGGCAUCACAACGUGCAGCGAGCAUCAAGGACGGUUCGUAUAAUCGCAGGUCAGUGCAGAGUAUAGCUUACUACUUUGAUGUCAAAGCGAAGCUAUGGGCACCUUUGCCAUUUGUAGCACAAUCAGAUGAAGAAACUAGCUCGUACUUUUGUGCUGAACGCAGUGGAAACUAUUUAUUUGUAGCUAGACAGAAGCAUAACAAGGUUAAUUCCAUAGAGCGAUAUGAUGUGGUAAAUAACUCAUGGGUUGAAUUACCAGAAUACGGAAACAAUCACAAAGUUGACUGCUUGUGUUCCGUUGGUGACUAUCUUUACGCCAUUAGUGAGUCAAAUCCUCCUCAAAGGUACAGUUUGACAAAUAACAGUUGGCAAGGUGGAGUAAGAUUAGAAGUAGAAGAAAGGUGUAAGAAGUUCAGUACUGUAUCAGCAACAGUGAUGAACUCUAAAAUAUAUGUAAUUCAUGGUUAUCAAAGAAAUGAAAGUGUAGUGAGGACCAUCCGUACGCGUUGGGUCAGUGAACCAGCUGUGGUUCAUUGUUUUGACCCAAAAUAUAAUUUGUGGAAAAAACUCGCGUCAACCUGCCAUCCUCAUUUUGAAUCCAGUCUUUUGGUUGUCAAUAACAGACUAUGUGUGGCGGGGGGUUGGGAAAAUGAUUCGGUUUUUCAUAAACCUGCACCUGUGGAAGUGUACGAUGAAGCUGCUAACACCUGGUCUGUAGUGCCUCAGAAACAUAUUCCCCCAAACAACUUGGGUGCAGUUGAAAUAGAGGGGAGGGUGUAUUUCAUCAUCAACAAAUUUCCAGUUGACAGUGGGAUAAGAAUUCCACCUGAGGAAAUGUAUCAAGUUGACUUAAGUGGUUGGGGAGAUCUAGCUAAAGUCGAAAGAGGAACAGUUUUGUGUUAUUUGCCUGUCAACAUGGCAAACUUGAGCAGAGAAAAAAAUUCAGAUCAAGGAUGGCACUGCUACUGA